Halichondria panicea is the source of this 681-nucleotide messenger RNA. RefSeq names its product lipopolysaccharide-induced tumor necrosis factor-alpha factor homolog. The record is from RefSeq and is a predicted model, not a curated record. The transcript has 3 exons. Lineage: Eukaryota; Metazoa; Porifera; Demospongiae; Suberitida; Halichondriidae. The coding region runs from base 140 to 475 and encodes 111 amino acids. Gene Ontology annotation, molecular function: zinc ion binding.
AUGUUGUGUUUCCUGUCUGAAAUGGGUAAGGUAUUAUAAUUAUAACAUAAAAUCUUCUAUUGUCUUGCUGUCUUAUCUGCCUGAUAGAUAAAUAUAUAUAUAUCUACAAGCAAACUUCAACACUCUACUAUCUGGGAAAAUGUCUGAGAAAGCUGAACUGGUUCAACCUCCUCCCUACCCCCAGUCUGAGACACAGUCACAGGUGGUAGUUGUACAGCAGCAGCAGGCACAGGGAGUGACUCCUCUUCUUGGAGAGUUUCCAACUACAGUUAAUUGCCCUCAAGGUCACCAGGUGAUGAGCAAUGUGUACUACAAGUCUGGAACAAUGGUGUGGGUGGUGGCAGGCCUCAUGGUCUUGUUUGGUCUCCUCUGCUUUGCCUGGAUUCCCUUCUUUGUGGACAGCCUCAAAGAUGUGGUCCACACGUGCCCACAGGACGGGACCGUCAUUGGGGUCUACCAGAGGCUCAAGAUUUAAUCUGAACUCACUAACUAAACAAUCUUUGUUGAUACAUUUAUACGGUAGUUUUUGUAUACGUGUACGGUGUCCCCUCAGCCUCCAAGCUGUUUUUUGACUAUUCUAAUUACUAUCGUUACUUUCUGUGAGCUCAUUCAAUAAUUUGUAUCACAAAAACAAAUUCAUAGAAAUACAAAAAAACAAAAAAGACUAUUAAUAGUUCACAA